Molecule: messenger RNA, 1545 nt
Organism: Cavenderia fasciculata
Lineage: Eukaryota; Evosea; Eumycetozoa; Acytosteliales; Cavenderiaceae
Exons: 2
Coding region: 1-1545 (514 amino acids)
Source: RefSeq, a predicted model, not a curated record
AUGUCUAUACUAAAUAAGAAUAAUAAUAAUAUUAAUAACUCCAAUGAAUUGGAUUAUCUUAAUAUUAAAAGUAGUUCUUGUAUUACCCAAGUCAUUUCAUCAAAUCAAAUAAUCAGAGAAUUUGUUUCUAACCAAACAAAUAUUGCGAAGCAUAUUCACGUUGGGAAUAUUAUGGAAGAAUUGGAUUCUCUUAGUGAAUUACUACAAAUUUCAUAUGCAGGUUCGAUAGGAUUCAAAACUAAUAUUUUUGUUGGGAGAAUUCUAUUCGAUUACCAAAAGAUGGUCCAUUCCUCUGUACAAACAAUGGAUAGUUUUGUCCGAGCCUCCAUCUCAUCUGUCAACUUUCAUAAAAUGGCACUCGUUUUUGCUGAAAAGGGCUCCAUCAACACUUCUUUGAAGUACAUUUCAAAUAUUGGAGGUAUAGCCGAGAAGAUGAAAGUAAAAGCUUUAGAAAUGUCCGAAAAAUCAGUCGAACUUAACAAAAAAGCCCAGGAAGCUUUUGUACAAGCCACCACAGACCAACAUCUUUCAAUCGAAGAAAAGAAAAAACUUACUGAUAGCACAAAACAAUUGUCAGCAACGAUUGCAGGUCUCCAAGUCACACCAAGGAAAAUUGAAAAGGUUCUAAUGGAAUACCAGCAAGAAAUGGACAAAAUUUUUGUACUCAAUAUGGCAUCUUGUUUCACCAAGGCGAGUACUAGUGUAUCGACUUUUGGGAAAUUUCUGUCUCUCGUUUCAUUAAUUACAGAACAGAAUAGCAAAAUAGAUGAAGCCAUUGCCAAAAUUAUUUCUCAACUUGAAGAAAUGAAAUCGUGCCUUGAAAAAGAGCAAAAUGAAUUGCAAGGGCUCAAGGACAAGGAAAACAAAGAUGAAAAAGAAACCGAAAGAAUGGAUUUCUUGGAAUCUAAAUUAAAUGUUGAUAAAGCCAAAAUCCUCGAAAAUGAAAAGGAAUUGGAGGAAAUGAAGCAUCAUUCAAAGUUUGCACAUGACAAGGAAAUGCAAUACAUCAUUCUAAAGGAACAAUACAAUGCAAAAAACAUCGAAGUCAAAUCAACCCUUGCCAAAAAACAACAAGAAAUUCUUCAUCUUACAACCAGCAAAAAAGAUUUAAAAGCAUCAUUGGCUUGUUUGGAGCUUGUUGUUGGAAUAUUGGGCAAAAUUGGCACCAUUUUCCUCCAUUUAUCUGAAUUCUGGAAAAAUAUAGAGAGUCAAAGCCAAAACCAAAUCCAAGAUGUAGAAAUAGCUACCAUUAUGGCUUCAGAUGAGAAUGGCCUCCACCUCUUUAUCAAUAAGAUCAAGGAGGCUAGCAUAGAUUGGUUCUGUUUUGCAAACCUCAACAAUCAGGCACUUGUUCGGGUACAAGCUACCGAACUCCAAAUUGACAAAGUUAUGAGUAAUCUUCCAAAAAAAGCCAAUGGAAAACAAUUGAUUCAAGACUUUGUUGAUAAACAAUCGCCACCCCAACCACCUCCACCAACAACAACAACAGCUUUUUUAACAAUGUCACCCACUUCAUUGGGCUCAGAGACCCAACCCCCCCAAUAG